Messenger RNA from Hypoxylon trugodes, 917 nucleotides. Its product is annotated as Methylthioribulose-1-phosphate dehydratase. Gene Ontology annotation, molecular function: metal ion binding; methylthioribulose 1-phosphate dehydratase activity. The transcript has 2 exons. Lineage: Eukaryota; Fungi; Ascomycota; Sordariomycetes; Xylariales; Hypoxylaceae. The record is from RefSeq and is a predicted model, not a curated record. Gene Ontology annotation, cellular component: cytoplasm. Bases 95 to 742 code for a protein of 215 amino acids.
UCAUAUAAUAACUUGCCUUUCCUUUUUAAAGAGGCCAGCCUGGCCUAAUCUUAAGUAAUCAGCCAAGUGCAAAUCCUCGGAAAAGGACAAGAAAAUGAGCGACGACCAUUACAUAACGUCAGAGGAUCCUGAUCAUCCAGCCAACCUCAUUCCAUCCCUAUGCGCCAAAUUCUGGACCUUAGGAUGGGUUACGGGCACAGGAGGAGGAUGUUCAAUUCGCAACGAUGACCUAGUGUACAUUGCACCUUCAGGUGUUCAGAAGGAGCUUAUGAAGCACACUGAUAUUUACGUGCUCGCCCUAUCCAAGCAGACUGACCUAAAAAACCGUGUCUACUUGCGUUCCCCGCCUUGCGGUAGACCCUCGCAAUGUACACCGCUGUUCCUCGCUGCCUUCACCAAGCGGGGGGCCGGCUGCUGCAUCCAUACCCACUCCCAUUGGGCCGUGCUGGUGACUCUGCUCCUCGAGACGCAGGGUCCUGGCCAAGACAAGCUGUUCGAAAUCAACAAUAUCGAGCAGAUCAAAGGUUUUGGUAAGGGUUUUCGGAAACAGGGUAAUCUAGGUUACCAUGAUACCCUCCGCAUCCCCGUCAUCGAGAAUACGGCCUACGAGGAGGAUCUUACCGAGUUCCUGGAAGAGGCCAUGGAUAAGCACCCUGAUACCUAUGCGGUUCUGGUUCGUAGACAUGGCGUCUAUGUCUGGGGUGAUAAUGUCCACAAAGCAAAGACUAUGUGUGAAAGGUGAACUCUGCCCCGCCCGAUACCGCUUUUGCAUAAUCGAUCUAAUAUUCGAUGUCAUCAACAGCCUCGAUUAUCUUUUCCAAUUGGCGGUAGAGAUGAAACAACUUGGCCUGCCAUGGCUGAGCGAUGUUCCAGUAGUGGUGCCUACCUCACAACGUUAACCAUCCUAAACAUUGCAC